Messenger RNA from Danaus chrysippus (African queen), 939 nucleotides. NCBI's taxonomy places the organism in Eukaryota, Metazoa, Arthropoda, Insecta, Lepidoptera, Nymphalidae. The record is from the annotation of a GenBank genome assembly.
AUGACGUACGACGUGAUGUCUAAAUUGGCAAGUUCACCCUUGGGCAAUCGAAAUCAUAUUUGGACAGAACUGUCGGCGGGGGGCAGCGACACUACUGACCCCGAUGCCAUCUUCGCGGUUAACAACGGCACCGCUGCCACGGACACCAUGGUACAGCCACAGUUUGAUAAUGCGACGAAAAGAGAAUAUACUGCAGCCGUCGGCCAGCCAGCAUACUUGCACUGCCGAGUCAAAAACCUUAGUGAUCGAUCGGUAUCAUGGAUCCGGAAACGAGACCUCCACAUAUUGACGGUCGGAGUUCACACAUACAGCAGCGAUGCACGCUUCGCCGCCUUACACACCGACGGCUCAGAUGAAUGGACGCUGCGGGUGGCACACGCACAACCACGGGACUCCGGUGCUUAUGAGUGCCAAGUAUCCACUGAACCGAAGAUCAGUUUAUCAUUUUGGCUCAGCGUUGUUGUAUCAAAAGCCGAAAUUCUUUCUGGACCUGAGCUAUUCGUUCGUGCUGGAUCGGAUAUAAACCUCACUUGUAUAGCCAGACAUGCUCCCGAUCCUCCUAGUUUUAUCUAUUGGUAUCGGGGUGCCAACGUGGUGAACUACGCACAGCGUGGUGGAAUCAGCGUAGAAACAGAGCAACGCACUCGCACUAGUCGCUUGCUCAUAGCGCGAGCUUCUCCCAGGGAUUCUGGCAAUUAUACCUGUGCUCCAAGCAGUUCUGAUUCAGCGUCCGUGGUCGUCCACGUAGUUAGUGGCGAGCGACCAGCAGCAAUGCAAAGCAGCUCCCAGAGAAUUAUACCAGCUCAUGUCACUUUAAUUCUAUUUUCUUAUAUAUUUAACAAACAAUUUGUCUUCGAUAUCACACAGAACAUUUUGAUUUCAGUAUAUCUUAUUGACUGUCUAACGUCGAAAAUAAUAUACAUUCUUGAGUCUAGAUGA